GCUUCUUCGCCCGUUUCCCCGCUCACGACAUCCCGCUUUAGACCUCCUCUCUGCAGCCUCAGCUCCUUACAUACAAAGACAGAACGCCAUGGUCGCCGGCCACCGAUCGCUGCUCCUCCUCCUCGCCGCCACGGCGGUGCUCACGGUGUUCGCCGCCGUGGCAACAGCGGAGGAUGCCAAGCCGACCAUCCUGACCCCCGUGGCACAGACACCCGUGGGGUCCUUCGAGGGCGACAAGCCGGGGUCCGACGACGCCAUGGACGACGAGGACGCCGCGCCCGUCGGGUCACCCAUCGGCACCACCAUGACCGAGCCCAAGCCCGAGGGCAGCGCCGCUGCAGAGGGCGCCACACCCACCGCCAGCACCGCUUCUUCCCUUGUGGCGAUGGCCAGCUGCGGCGUGGCCACCAUGGUCGCAGCAGCCGGAGUCUUCGCCUUCUGAGGCCUGAUGGCGGUUACUCCAUUUGGGUUCCAUGCUGGUCGCCGGCCAUGGCGGCCAACCCAAGCAUUCCCUGUCUCUUUCUCCAUCUCUAUAUAUAACUCCGGAAGCAUACUGACAUGACAUGCACAACAUAUGUGCUCUAUGUGCUGGGAGGAAAAGCAAGAGUAAAUACUGAACUACAUAUAAGUAUAUCUGUAAUAUGUACAAAAUUACACAGUAAUUAAUACUAAUCUCAAUGCGUUAUCGCUAUUUUUUUCCUGUACGGCAGAAGGAUUAUUAGGCAGUUUAAUUUGUCUUGGAUCAUCAAGUGUAACAUGCCACCAUGCUAUUCAUGGAAAAAUUGUAUCACCAAGUGUAACAUGUCCUCUAGCCAAUUUUCCGUAUUCAUAAUUAUUGGUAUAAUAAUUGUAAUAACUGCUAACUACAUAUGAAGUCUGAUAGGUCAAAAUCAGGCGAGGAAGAUGCCCAUUUACAGCAGACCUUACAUUCAUCCCAAAUUCCCAACUGAACAAACAUCCGAGCGAUGAACACAAUUCUUUCUCGAGAGCAAUCUACAAGCUACAUGUACUCUACCUCAUCUAUUCUAAGCACAACUGGUUUCGAAAAAUUCAAGAACUAGAUGAACACAUUGGGGGAUAGCACUGCAGAUAGGCUAAAUUCUACCGAUGAAUCGACAUAUUAAAGCAGUAGAUAGACUAGAG
Messenger RNA from Brachypodium distachyon (stiff brome), 1143 nucleotides. RefSeq lists its product as uncharacterized. Lineage: Eukaryota; Viridiplantae; Streptophyta; Magnoliopsida; Poales; Poaceae. The transcript has a single exon. The record is from RefSeq and is a predicted model, not a curated record. Bases 89 to 442 code for a protein of 117 amino acids.